Molecule: messenger RNA, 1050 nt
Organism: Xenopus tropicalis (tropical clawed frog)
Lineage: Eukaryota; Metazoa; Chordata; Amphibia; Anura; Pipidae
Product: lethal(3)malignant brain tumor-like protein 3
Exons: 3
Coding region: 491-871 (126 amino acids)
Source: RefSeq, a predicted model, not a curated record
AAAGAACGAAGUAUUUAAUAAGAAUAUUUCAUUCAUAUCUAGGAUGUCUUAUUUUUGUGUUCCCUUUAUAUUUUUGAACAGUGUAUAUGUUAAGGUACCAAUUCCUUCAGUGCAUCUCCAACAAUUAUUUGAAAGGACUGAAUUGACAUUUUUUAAUUACCACAGAUGUUCAUCUUGAUAAUAAUUUAUAGGAAUAUUCUUGAAAUCCAUUAUGAAAUAUUAUCCCAGUCUGCCUCCAUAAGUGUAAUGUUAAGUUCAGAUUCCCCUACCUUAACAUUUGUGGGGAGGUCUGGGUAUUUACACUCCUUGACUAUUUUAUACAUCAGCAUAAGGGUAUGUCUAAAUUACAAUGACAUUGAACAUACAUUUAUAAGCUUUGUAUUUUUAAAUAUCUCCAGUUAUCUUUUCGACAACUGGAGUAGUUAUCAGUAGUGUCAGUGUGAAGAAAAUUUCUUAGGACAAGGUUAGUCCGAUAUAUCCCGGAUCAAGCAUGUCAGCUCAAGCACAGCGCCAAAGGCCCACAGCGCAGGAGAGGCGAGCGACCCGGCAGCAGACACCGCCAGAGGCAGAGCAGCAGCCCCAGGAUGACGGUGGAGCAGAUGAACCGGACCCCGCUCAGUCGCCAGAACUUAACAUCGACAUUGGGCCUCUCCUCCCUCUGGAGGCAGCACCCCAGGCAGACCAGGCUCAACUGGCCCCAGGACCUGCCCAGGCCCCAGGACCCAGCCAGGCCUCAGGACCCAGCCAGGCCCCCGAGGCCUCAGAUGAUGAGGCGGAGGAGGCCCCCGAGGCAGAGGAGGCCAUGGAGGCCCCAGACACCCCCCCCCCUUUACUCCUCCCCCAGUUUGUCCCCAUUUUCCCCAGCCUUUGAGUUCCCCACCCAGCCCCCCGGAUGCCAGCCACCAGGUUCUCCUGGCCCAGCACAUCGGUCCAUGCGGGAGGACCUGGACAAUGUAAUGGCUGAGCUGGCCCAGCUCUGGGGGAAAGUAGCACAACUAAGUAGUGACUUGGAGGAACUCAAGGGCAGCAAGCCCUAAGUUUUUUUUUCCU